CACAUUAAGAUCGACAUGGAGGCGCCGGAGUUCAAAGAUUUUGCCAAAACAAUGGUGGACUUUAUAGCCGAAUAUCUGGAGAACAUACGCGAAAGGCGCGUUCUGCCGGAAGUGAAGCCCGGGUACCUGAAGCCGCUAAUUCCGGAUACGGCGCCCGAAAAGCCGGAGAAGUGGCAGGAUGUGAUGCAGGACAUUGAGCGGGUCAUCAUGCCGGGAGUGACCCACUGGCACAGUCCCAAGUUCCAUGCCUACUUCCCCACGGCCAACUCUUAUCCAGCGAUCGUGGCGGACAUGCUGAGUGGAGCGAUUGCCUGCAUCGGAUUCACCUGGAUUGCCAGUCCCGCGUGCACGGAACUCGAGGUGGUCAUGAUGGAUUGGCUGGGCAAGAUGCUGGAGCUGCCGGCGGAAUUCCUGGCCUGUUCGGGCGGCAAGGGAGGCGGAGUCAUCCAGGGAACGGCCAGUGAGUCCACACUGGUGGCGCUGCUGGGAGCCAAGGCUAAGAAGGUGAAAGAAGUGAAGGAGCUGCAUCCGGAGUGGGAUGAGCACACCAUCCUGGGCAAGCUGGUGGGCUACUUUUCUGCCCAGGCUCAUUCCUCCGUGGAGCGUGCUGGUCUCUUGGGAGGAGUGAAGCUCCGUUCUGUGCAGUCCGAGAAUCACAGAAUGCGUGGUGCUGCACUGGAAAAGGCCAUCGAACAGGAUUUGGCCGAGGGUUUGAUUCCCUUCUAUGCCGUGGUCACCCUGGGCACCACCAACUCCUGCGCCUUCGAUUACUUGGAUGAGUGUGGACCCGUGGGAAACAAGCACAAUGUGUGGGUCCAUGUGGACGCUGCUUAUGCCGGAUCCGCUUUCAUUUGCCCCGAGUACCGCCACCUGAUGAAGGGCAUUGAGUCAGCGGACUCUUUUAAUUUCAACCCACACAAAUGGAUGCUGGUGAACUUCGACUGCUCGGCCAUGUGGCUGAAGGAUCCCAGUUGGGUGGUCAACGCCUUCAAUGUGGACCCUCUUUACCUGAAGCACGAUAUGCAGGGAUCCGCUCCGGACUAUCGUCACUGGCAAAUCCCACUUGGACGGCGAUUCCGGGCUUUGAAGCUCUGGUUCGUCCUCCGGCUGUACGGAGUCGAGAAUCUCCAAGCCCACAUCCGCAGACAUUGCAAUUUUGCCAAGCAGUUUGGGGAUCUCUGCUUGGCGGAUUCCAGAUUCGAACUGGCCGCUGAGAUUAAUAUGGGAUUGGUCUGUUUCCGUCUGAAGGGCAGCAACGAGCGGAACGAAGCUCUCCUCAAGCGAAUCAAUGGACGCGGCCACAUCCACUUGGUUCCUGCCAAAAUCAAGGAUGUGUACUUCCUACGCAUGGCCAUAUGCUCGCGAUUCACCCAGUCCGAGGACAUGGAGUACUCGUGGAAGGAGGUCAGUGCCGCUGCCGACGAGAUGGAACAGGAGCAGUAAAUUGGUUGUGCAGAUCUGU
Molecule: messenger RNA, 1462 nt
Organism: Drosophila teissieri
Lineage: Eukaryota; Metazoa; Arthropoda; Insecta; Diptera; Drosophilidae
Product: aromatic-L-amino-acid decarboxylase
Exons: 2
Coding region: 16-1443 (475 amino acids)
Biological process (GO): amino acid metabolic process; serotonin biosynthetic process; catecholamine metabolic process
Molecular function (GO): pyridoxal phosphate binding; aromatic-L-amino-acid decarboxylase activity
Source: RefSeq, a predicted model, not a curated record